CUACUACAUCUUCAUCCCCUGCAUCACCUUCAGGAGGUUCUUCAGCUUCUGCUACUUCUACAGCACCAGGCACACGCAAAGAACUUCUACACCUUCAUCUUCAAGGAGAACUACAACUACAAGAUGAACAAGAAACCUCCACAAGAAUAAUAAGC
Molecule: messenger RNA, 155 nt
Organism: Amoebophrya sp. A25
Lineage: Eukaryota; Dinophyceae; Syndiniales; Amoebophryaceae
Source: the annotation of a GenBank genome assembly